Oryctolagus cuniculus (rabbit) is the source of this 3034-nucleotide messenger RNA. The record is from RefSeq and is a predicted model, not a curated record. Lineage: Eukaryota; Metazoa; Chordata; Mammalia; Lagomorpha; Leporidae.
CUACCAGAGAAAUGCAAGACCCUGGUGGCCCCGGAGAUCAGCAUCUCGCUGGACCAAAGCGAGGGCUCCCCGCUGUCCAACGACUUCCUGGACACGCCGACAACCUGGACAUGAACGUGGACAACAUUGAGACCCCCGACGAGAUGGACUCGCUCGAGUUCCUGGGCAACGGCAAUGAGCUGGAGUGGGAAGAUGACACCCCGGUGGCCCCCGGCAAGAACAUGCCUGGGGACAGCGCGGACCUGUUUGGGGACGGCGUGGCAGAGGACAGCGAUGCGGCCAAUGGGCGCCUGUGGCUCACAGUCAUCAUCGGGGAGCAGGAGCACCGCAUCGACCUGCACAUGAUCCAGCUGCACAUGAAGGUGGUCACGCACGGAGGCAACCACGGCGAGGGCCUCAACGCCAUCAUCGUCUUCACCUCCUGCUUCCUCCCCAACAGCAGCUGUGCUGACUACCACUGUGUCAUGGAGAACCUGUCCUGCCAUUUGUAAGGAAUGGAUCAGGAGUGAUGCAUCCAGGACAUAAACCAGUACCUACAUGGGAUGCCCACAUCACAGGCAACGACUUUAUCCUUUGUGCCACAAUGUCAGCUCCCCAGCAACAUCUCUUGAUACCAUGUUGAGUACAGCAGAAAAUAUAUUCAACCUAUUGUUCCUUACAGGUAGGUCAUUUCACAUCCAAAAAUUCUUUAAGGAUUUAUUUGUUUAUGUGAAAGUCAGAGUUACACAGAGAGAAGGAGAGACAGAAAGAGAUUUUUGAUACAUUGGUUCACUCUCUAGAUGGCCACAAUAGCCAGAGCUGGGCUAAGCUGAAGCCAGACAUCUGGAGUUUCUUCUGGGUAUCCCAUAAGUGUGACACAGGCCCAUACACUUGGGUCAUCUUUUGCUGCUUUUCCCAAGCUAUUAUCACAGAGUUGGAUCAAAAGUGGGGCAUCUUGAACUUGAACUGACACCCAUACAUGAUGCUGGUAUAACAGGCAGUGACUUAACCUGGCAGCCCCAGAGACAGCAAUUCUAAGUGAUGUUAUUAUGUUUAGUGGUUCUAUAAAGGUACUCCCAUCACCUUAUUUUUAUGUAAAUUGCCUUUACUGACAUAUCUCUUUUUUAAAAAAGAUUUAUUUAUUGGAAAAGCAGAGUUACAGAGAGGCAGAGGCAGAGUGGGAGAGAAUAUCUCCCAUCUGCUGGUUCACUUCCCAAAUGGCCGAAAUGGCUGGAGCUGGGCUGAUCCAUAGCCCAGAGCCAAGAGCUUCUUCCAGGCUUCCCAUGUGGAUGCAGGGGCUCAAGGAACUGAGCCAUCUUUCACUGUUUUCCUAGGCACAUUAUCAGAGAGUUGGGUCAGAAGUGGAGCAGCCAGGACUCAAACCAGUGCUAUACUGGAUGCUGGCACUGUAGGAAGUGGUUUUACCAACUGUGUGACAGUGGCAGGCCCUGAGCCAUCACUUUUAAAAUAUAUCUGUUGGAAGAUGAAUGUAAGCCUUUGCUUUUCUCUUCUACUCUAAUAUGCAACAUUAUUUCUUAGCUCCCAUGCAUGGUAAGGUUAAAAUGUGGCAAACCUCUUUACAUAGAUUUGUCAAGCAAGUGUGGAAGGUAAUUUAGGUAAUAAGUAGAAAUUAUUACAACCAAUUUUUAUCAAUAACUUUUUCUUUUUUACUGGCAUCAAACUCAAAAGCUACUGUCUGGUUUCUGAUCUGUGAACUUCUCUAAAGUAGUUUCAUCCCAGUGUAAGGGAAAUUAUGAUCAGCCCACACAUCAAAAAUGGUAGUAUACCCAUUAGCCUCUUCAGUACUAGCAUAUACAGCUUCAUGGUAGCAUGUAGUGAAAUGUUCAGCAGUACCAACUGCCAAACCAGUGUCAGCGGAUAGCACAGUCAGUCUUAAAAAGAGACAGCACCCCCAUUAAAAGAAAGUUGCAAAAAUUUUGCUCAGUUCUUGCCAAGUGAACCCCCUCUAUCAAAUUAUAAUUGAAUUGUAUUUAAACUUGUAUCAGACAAAUGAAUUCCUAAUAUCAAAAAAUAAUAUUUGAUGUUUGCCUCCACUUGGAGGCUUAAUUUUGGUGCUGAGUUAUCAUGCUAAAAUUGAAAAUUUUAGUCUACUUAACAAUUUUUACAUACCCAAUUAGAGAUGUAAGGUAUACGCUGAUAUUCAAUAUAAACCAGUGGAACAAUAUGGUAAUCAUUCGACUUUUUAGUCCAAAACCAAGUAAUUCCCAACUCCAUCAACUUUUUUUUUUUAUUUUUUGACAGGCAGAGUGGACAGUGAGAGAGAGAGAGACAGAAAGGUCUUCCUUUGCCGUUGGUUCACCCUCCAAUAGCCGCCGCAGCCGGCGCACCACGCUGAUCUGAUGGCAGGAGCCAGGUACUUAUCCUGGUCUCCCAUGGGGUGCAGGGCCCAAGCACUUGGGCCAUCCUCCACUGCACUCCCUGGCCACAGCAGAGAGCUGGCCUGGAAAAGGGGCAACCGGGACAGAAUCUGGCACCCCAACUGGGACUAGAACCCGGUGUGCUGGCGCCGCAAGGUGGAGGAUUAGCCUAAUGAGCCAUGGCAGUGGCCCUCCAUCAACUUUUGUCAUCCCCUUGGGGCCAUUCCUCAAAGGUUUUCCAAGUAGAUUCAACUUCUUAGUGCAAUGAAAGAAGGGACGUCUAAAGUCAACCACUCUGUCACUCACCUGGAAAAAGUAUCCAAAUUAUAAAACCCUGAAAUAAUUUAUUACCAAAUUUAGAAUUUAAAUGAAAACAAAAGUUUGCUUGUAAAAGCCUGAAAGAAAAAGACAACAUGCAUUCAAAAGCUAAGAUGAAGACACACAUUUUUAUCUACACAGGCACUGGCAGACACAACUUAAUUAACUUUACUCGUAAGACAUACCCCAUUCUACACUUUCUCAUUCACUAAUCAAUGAGGUACCAAUAUUCAAGACUGGGAAAUUUAAUAUUGAAAAAUAAUAAUAAAACCUAAAAUUGAAGCUGUUCUCUCACCCCCUUCAGAAAAUUAUGGUAGGUAUUGUGUGAAAUGUUAAUAUAUUUAGAGACUUUACCAUCU